AUCCAGAAAUUGACUCACGACAUCAAGAUAAUUAUAACUUGUAUUUACACGAGUUCUAUACAAUGUGCCAUCCAUCUUUCCGGUGCUGAUAGAAGUUAGACAUUAGUUUAUACUCCAUAUACAAUGAUAUAAUUAAAAGUCUUGAACUUGCAAUGGCAGACAUGGGAUCCGAGUAAUUACAGUACUUUAAUGAACAAUUACACUUUCUAAUUAUUUCAGGCAUUGGAAAUAUCCACGAGACAGUGCUGCGUAACGGCAAUGGAGGUACUGCAUACAGGAUAUUCUCAAGACAAUCUUUCUCAUUGUCUUCGGAGCGGGACACAUUUCUCGUGAGGGUUUACUUCUUGUUUGAAGCUGUUUUGGUUCUGUACAUUCAUUUUCUGCAGGUAUGCAGAUCUGAUGUUAUGAGGCAUUACAAUUUCCUGCUGGAUUCCUGCAAUUUUUCCGAGAGGCUUCGUAUUCUACUUCAUGAACUCUAACAUUUCCAAUGCUGUUAAGAUUCGAAAAUGCUUCACCUAAGGGAGAUUGGAAUCUGUCUGUCGAUCUGUAUCUCAACUGGGGGGACCUGACUAAUUGAUUGUCGGCACAAAGAAGUUGAGCUUGUUGAAUUCUCCGCGCAGAAGAUUCUAGAAUUUCAUCAAUCAUAGUGAAAAAACAUGUACUGCACUGACCUGUUAAUAGGAAAAUAAACAUAAAGAAAGCAAGACCAUGUCAUCAGAAAAACCUCAAUAUGAUGUUCCAAACAUUCCAGAAUCUUCCACUUGCAGAAACCAAUUGGUGGAGCAUCAACAUCAAAUGCACAGCAGAUUUUGUUCUUUCAACUAACAGUAUGAAGCUAGGGCCGAUUCAUUGAUGGGCAACAUCAUCUAUAAUCGAUCAUAGUAUACUUUCCCAUGAUCUCAACUUUGGUUCUGAACUACGAUCGCUAGACAUAGUGGCAAAUUACGAGCAUUCUAACCGUGAAUAAACUUGUAAUAGUAACCCUAUCGUGGAAAGGGGGAGGCUUCCCAUAGAAGGGUGGACCCAAGAAGAGAGAGAUGCUUCAAGUCAAGGCUUAACAUACUAUGAGAAGAGCCACUGAUAACUGCUAACUCUUAACUGGUCCAUUUUCACCUAUUCUCUUCACUCUGCUCAUCACAGAUCAAGCUCAAAUGGAGGAGGAGAUAGUUGGAUUAAGGUUCCGUCCGACCGGUUAUGAGGUCGUGAAUCAUCACUUGAAGAGGAAGCUUCAGAAGAUCAACGAGAGUCGUUGCGUGAUACCGGAUGUGAAUAUCUAUGACUACAAUCCACAGGAUUUAUGUGCCGUCUACAAUGAGAGAUCGUGCAAGAGAUCCACCAGCUCGGACAGUUUUUUCUUCUGUCCUCGCAACAGAUUGAAUCCGAACUCGCACCGUAAUAAGAGGCAAGCCAGAGGUGGGUACUGGAAAGAGACUGGUAAGAAGAAGGACAUUGAGGAAGAGGAAACCGGAAGGACGAUCGGGACCAAGAGAAUCUUGGUCUUUCACUGCGGUAAAAGGACUGCUAUCGCACUUUGUCACAUAAAAAAGAAGGCACGAAACAGGAAGGGUAACUCGAAGAAGCAACAAAUCAAGAAGGGCAACUCCAAGAAGCGGCAGAGCAAGAAGGCCGGUACAUGUACUCCUUCCUAUGAGACUAAUUCGAUAAGCCCUUCAAUUGAAGCCCAAGAAACAAAUUUUCAGCAAUUCUCACUGCUUAUGGAGGAACUGAACAUCCCGACUCAGCCAGAGAAGGGUUCUCUAGAGCCAUUGCUGAUGGCAGAGCAAUCAGUGACUGUUAACCAUGGUUUUGAUGACGAACACGGAUACACGUGUAACUUGACUUAUGAGCAACGUAAUUCCAUUAUGCAAAUGGAGAACUUUGGAAGCAAAGAAGCUAGUCCGGAGUCGAGUUCCCUUGGACAACCUGCUGUGGAAUCACCAAUCCCUCAGACAAAAUCGCCGAUUUUUGAAGGGCCAGAAUAUACAGCAGGGGGGACGUGCUAUAAAGAAAGCUACACUCUAUUUAGCAAUGACUAUGAAGAUGGUAUAAGUAUCUCGGACUUGGAUUUCUGGAGAGAUGACGAGUUGGUUCAGAAACAGAUUCAUGACGUGCUUUACUAAGGGUACCCCGAGGAGCUGAUGCUCAAGAAAGUGUGAUUAGAGUUAUCUAUGUGAUUUGGAGAUCUGUUUGUUUUAUCGCAUUAUCUGUUGUCUUGUCUAAUUUUAGUGUUAUGAUGUGUGAUGUUAUGAACUUUUUUUCGAUAAUAAGGUGACGUUUUGUCCCACUAUAUUAAACUCUUUCUCAAUAUAAUGAACUUCUGCUGUGGACUUAA
Punica granatum (pomegranate) is the source of this 2332-nucleotide messenger RNA. Lineage: Eukaryota; Viridiplantae; Streptophyta; Magnoliopsida; Myrtales; Lythraceae. The record is from RefSeq and is a predicted model, not a curated record.